AUGACCACCAAGCAAAAGAUUGAAGACUCCAAUCUUGAUCAAGAAUUGCUCAGAAUUGGCCACCAAGUCAUUGCCCGUCAGAAGGAGGAGAACUUCGGCACGGCAUGGAGGAACCAUUGGCGGGCGGCGGCCUGGAGUUUGUUCAUCUCCAUGGCCUUGUGGAUGGAAGGUUAUGACACUUCCAUUCUCGGAUCCUACUACGGUCUGCCACAGUUCAAAGCGGUCUUUGGAACCAUGGUCGAUGGAAAAUUGAAGAUCACCAACGAGACCCAAGUCGGUAUUGGCAACACCUCUACCUGUGGUCAGCUCAUCGGUCUCGUUAUCACCGGUAUCUGCCAAGAAUGGAUCGGUUCUAAAAAGACUUUCCUUGGUGGAAUGCUCUUCAUGAUCGCCACCAUUUUCCUCGCUGUCUUUUGCCAAAACAUUGCCAUGCUUUACGUCGCCGAAUUCUUCAUGGGUAUCCCUUGGGGAAUGUUCCAAACCCUUACCACCGCCUAUGCCGCUGAAAUCUGCCCAAUCAACAUGCGAGGAUACCUUGCCGCCUGGGCAUCCAUGGGUUGGGGAGGUGGUCGAUUCCUGGCCAGUGGUGUCACUCGAGCUACCAUUCACUACACUGGUGACUGGGCGUGGCGAACUCCAUGGGCCGUUCAGUGGAUCUGGCCCGUCCCUCUCGCUUUGACCAUUUGGAUGGCGCCUGAGUCUCCUUGGUGGCUCGUCCGUAAGGGUCGUUACGAAGAGGCGAAGGAAGUCGUUCGACGAUCCGCUCGACCUGGAUUCUACGCCGAAGGCGAAAUUGAUGGAUACGUCGAAUACAUGAAGCACACCGACGCUCUCGACCGAGCCGAAAAGGCUUCAGGAAAAUUCGCCGACUUAUUCAAGGGAACCAACCUUCGACGAACGGAGAUCCAACUCGGAGUCUGGAUCGCUCAGCUCUGGAACGGAAAUGCCAUCACCGGUCUUAACGUCCAAUUCUUCGAGAACGCCGGAAUGACUCCUGAAUUCGCCUUCAACUUCAACAUGAUCAUCCAAGCCUUGUCCGUGGUUGGUGUUGCCGUCUCCUGGGUCCUCCUUCGAUACUUUGGUCGUCGACCCAUCUACAACUGGGGUAUUGUAUCCAUCAUCGUUGCCAACUUGAUCAUUGGAGCUCUCGGAGUCACUAAGAAGGCCAAGACAACCAGUUACGCCGCUGGAGCAUUCAUGACCUGGAUCAAUUUUGCUUUCCACUUCUCGCUCGGACCCGUCUGCUACACUAUCGUUGGUGAAUUGCCAGCUUCUCGACUCCGUGCACGAUCCAUCGUGAUGGGCCGAUUUGUCUACGUCGUCAACGGUAUCGUUGUCAACUCUAUCAACCCUUACACCACCAACAUCUGGGGAGCUAAAGCUGGAUUCUUCUGGAUGGGAACUGGUAUCCUCUGUUUCAUUUGGUGUUUCUUCCGAAUGCCCGAGACUGGAGGAUUCUCAUUCGCCGAACUCGACAUCUUGUUUGCCAACAAGGUCCCUGCCCGUAAAUUCACAAAGGUCUCCAUCGAUGAGCAAUUCGCCAUCCACCGAGAGACUCACGGUAUCUCACACGGCGAGGUCGCUUACGAGGAGAAGGAAAAGGCAGAGACUGAGCACGCGGAACUCAAGUAG
Kockovaella imperatae is the source of this 1632-nucleotide messenger RNA. Its product is annotated as general substrate transporter. The transcript has 6 exons. NCBI's taxonomy places the organism in Eukaryota, Fungi, Basidiomycota, Tremellomycetes, Tremellales, Cuniculitremaceae. Bases 1 to 1632 code for a protein of 543 amino acids. The record is from RefSeq and is a predicted model, not a curated record. Gene Ontology annotation, biological process: transmembrane transport; carbohydrate transport. Gene Ontology annotation, molecular function: carbohydrate:proton symporter activity. Gene Ontology annotation, cellular component: membrane.